ACUCAACCAUGGUUAACCUCAUAACCCAACUCUAAAACGUUGCAUAAGUAAACCACGGUUGGUUUUUUUAAAAAGAGUCUUCUUCUUCGUACAAAACUUACCCAACUCCCCUCUCUCUCUUUCUUCUUCUCCAAACUCUUGUUUUCAUAUACCGUUUGGUUCUGCUGAAGUUUUGUUUAAGAUGAAUACGAGUGAUGUAGUAGGAUGGGAAGAUGAAGAUACUAGAUCCAUGGUCAGCGCCGUGUUAGGAAACUCAGCUUCUGACUUUCUCACAGCAAACUCAAACUCAAAUCAGAAUCUGUUUCUCGUCAUGGGAACCGACGAUGGUCUCAACGAGAAGCUCUCUCGCCUCGUGGAUUCUCCAAACCCCGAGAGUUUCAGCUGGAACUACGCCGUGUUCUGGCAGCAGACCGUGUCUAGAUCCGGACAGCAAGUCCUCGCUUGGGGAGACGGGUGUUGCCGCGAGCCCAAGGAAGAGGAAUCUAUGGCUUAUAACUUAGAGGAAGAGAUGAGGUGGCAGUACAUGAGGAAGAGAGUGCUUCAGAAGCUACACAGGAUGUUCGGUGGAUCCGAUGAAGACGACUACGCUUUGAGCUUAGAGAACGUUACGGCUACUGAGAUGUUCUUCUUGGCUUCGAUGUAUUUCUUUUUUAAUCACGGAGAAGGAGGUCCAGGAAGGUGCUUUGCUUCGGGGAGACACGUGUGGUUGUCGGAUGCGGUUGGCUCUGAUUAUUGUUUUAGGUCUUUUAUGGUUAAAUCAGCUGGGAUAAGGACUGUUGUUAUGGUUCCUACUGAUGCUGGUGUUCUUGAGCUUGGUUCUGUUUGGUCUUUGCCUGAGAAUGUAGAGUUGGUUAGGUCUGUUCAAGGUUUGUUCGCCAGGAGAGUUAAGCCACCAAACAUGAGCGGAGGAAAGAUUCACAAGCUUUUCGGACAAGAACUGAAUAGCUCACAUCACAACAAUAACGGCUCAACAAUUGGUUACACAUCUCAAGAAAUAGAUGUGAAAGUGCAAGAGAAUGUGAAUAUGGUUGUUGUAGACGAUAAGAAUCACAAGGUGAUGAAGACUUCUUGUAAUGAGAAAAGACCAGCGAGUUUAUUACCAGAAGGAGUGUCUGUUGUGGAGGAGAAGAGACCGAGGAAGCGAGGGAGGAAGCCUGCUAACGGGAGAGAGGAGGCGUUGAACCAUGUGGAAGCUGAGAGGCAGAGACGGGAGAAGCUUAACCAGAGAUUCUACGCGUUGCGAGCUGUAGUUCCAAACAUAUCUAAAAUGGACAAAGCUUCUUUACUUGGAGACGCGAUCUCUUACAUCAAAGAGCUUCAAGAGAGAGUAAAGAUCAUUGAAGCUGAAGCAGUAUCCGAGUCAAACACAAUGACCACUAAGGGAGAAGAGAGUCAAGAAGUUGUUGACGUUCAAGCUGGGGAAGAAGAGGUUGUUGUGAGAGUGGUCUCACCGUUGGAGUCACAUCCAGCAUCAAGAAUCAUACAAGCAAUGAGAAACUCAGAGGUUGUUAGUGUUAUGGAGUCUAAGCUUUCAUUAGCUGAAGAGACACUGUUUCACACUUUUGUAGUAAAGAAUAAUAACGGAUCGGAUCCAUUGACGAAAGAGAAGGUUAUAGCAGCUGCUUACCCGGAAACCAGCUUGACGCAGCAGCUAUUACUACCAUCUUCUAGUUCACAGGUCUCUGAUCCAAAAAUCAAAUCCGCUUCCGACGCCGCGAUGUCUCUCCGUCGUUCUCUCCUCGGCCUCCACCGCCAAACCCACAACCUCUCUCUCUCAAAGUCUUCACCUUUCUCGAUCACCAACAUCUCCUCCCCUUCCGCCGCCGUGAUCGGAAGAGAAAUCUCCUCGAUCCCAUUUUCACUGACCCAGAAACUCAAACCGGACUCAAGUAAUCUCGUCGCCGAUCGUUCUCGCGGGCAAUCUCAGCUGGCUCGUCUCCCGUCUUCUCGAGGCUACAGCAACGCGUCUCUCGUACGGAAGAUCCCUGUUCUGUUCCACAUCAACGCGGGAAUGGAGGAGGUUUUGGCGGAUUACGUUCACCAAGAGCUGACCAGGAAUCUCAUGGUGAUCUCUCUGGGGUUGUUCCAGAUCAUUGUUAUCAAAGACGUCGUCGUUUUUCUUUUCUUCUGAGCAAAAGGAAUCAUCUUUUGGGGUGAUAACACUGAGCUAAAAGUCAUUCCUUUUUUAUCUUUCUUCUUGUAUGAAUAAGAACAUUGAUGAAAUUGUCAUCUUAAUCUUUCUAAGCUUCUUUGUCUGGUCUAUUUGAUUUAGUUUAUGUUGGAAUAAAAGAGAAGUUUUCUCA
Messenger RNA from Brassica oleracea var. oleracea, 2303 nucleotides. RefSeq names its product succinate dehydrogenase subunit 4, mitochondrial-like. Lineage: Eukaryota; Viridiplantae; Streptophyta; Magnoliopsida; Brassicales; Brassicaceae. The transcript has 2 exons. Bases 182 to 2131 code for a protein of 649 amino acids. The record is from RefSeq and is a predicted model, not a curated record. Gene Ontology annotation, cellular component: nucleus; mitochondrial inner membrane. Gene Ontology annotation, biological process: tricarboxylic acid cycle; mitochondrial electron transport, succinate to ubiquinone; regulation of DNA-templated transcription. Gene Ontology annotation, molecular function: DNA-binding transcription factor activity; protein dimerization activity; transcription cis-regulatory region binding.